Messenger RNA from Aspergillus costaricaensis CBS 115574, 396 nucleotides. RefSeq lists its product as uncharacterized. The coding region runs from base 1 to 396 and encodes 131 amino acids. NCBI's taxonomy places the organism in Eukaryota, Fungi, Ascomycota, Eurotiomycetes, Eurotiales, Aspergillaceae. The record is from RefSeq and is a predicted model, not a curated record. The transcript is spliced from 8 exons.
AUGCUUAUGCUCUGCUUACUGUAUGGCUGGCUGGCUGGCUGGCUGGCUAGGCUGGUUUGGGUAGGUUGCACGGGAAGUACAUAUUGGUGGAUGGGUGGAUUACAGUUGGAUAAUGGGAAAGAAGGAUUGGAAGGAUGGUGGGAUGAUCCUAGCAAACAAUUAAGUAGGAUCGCUUCGGGCGGGUUUUCCCCAGCAACUCGUUGCUUUUUCCGGGAGAUCUGCUUAUCGGUGGCGAAAAACAGGCUGGGGGUGCGGGCGGGUUUUGGAGGUGCUGCUUGUUGUGAUUUAUACUCCAUGGAUGGAAUUUCGAGAUCGAUCGAAGCUGUGAUUUUGCUGGCAAUUCAAUCGCAUCAGUCAAGUAAGGGGGUUAGUGACCGCAAUGGAAACGACAAGUAG